AUGACCAGCUCAUCGUCCGACAGCGAAGACGAGGCCAAGGACACCAAGCAAUCGCCAACUGGUAGUAUUUCUAUCCUCAUACUUGGUCAUAUGCAUCGUUGUAACGAUCUUGUUUUGCUGCAAUUCUUUCUGCUUCUUUGCACUACCUGGUCACUCAAGAAGAGGCGCCUCGUCCCACAUCAGGAGGAAAAACGCUCAGCAAAGGAGAACGACAGCUCGUCCGACAGCAAUGAUGACGAUGAAGAGAGCAAGCCAACAACUGUGUUCUCCGUCCUCCCUCGAGCAGAGAGGAAAGUUGCUGAGUCGUCUGAAUCGGAAGCGGAAGAUUCUGGAAAAGCGGGCAAAGAUAGCCAUGCUGACGACUCGCGGGAUGCGGCAUCGAACGAGGACGAGCGGCAAGAUGGUCGAACUGGAUUGAGCAGCGAAUCAGAAUCUGAAGACGAUGGAGGAAAGAAGGAUGAAGAGGCUGAGAGGCAAGGCAUGACCACCAAGAGCUCGAAAUCAGAUCGACACAAGCUCAGCGAUGAUGAAAGCGACCAUGAGGAAAUGAAACGCUCGGAGAGGGCCAAUGACGAUGACGCUGGAAAGGCGUCUGAGGCCUCCAAGGGACAUUACGGUCGUUCGGGCCUCAGCGAUUCUGAUUCUGAUGAGGAGGAGGCGAAAGGGAAGGGAGACGUGGAGAUGGGGGAACGGGCGAAAGUCAGCAUGAAAGAUGUGUUCGGUAACGCAGAUGAGUCGGAUGAGGAGGAGGAAUCUUCGAACAAGAUGAAGGGGCAGCGAGUGAUGCUGAACAAGGAGACGGGAAAGCUGGAGCGCGGGCCAACGGUUGAUGCUCCCGAGCAUGCCAUGAGGAACAUGGGAGACUCGAUGAGAGAGUCGUCUAGCGCUCUUCCUUCCCUGCGAGACCUUCACGCGACGAUGCCUGAACUUCCUCGCCCUGAUGACGGGGCUGUCUUGUACUACAUGAGGGUCUCCAAGCAUCUCCAGUUUGAGCCAUACGCGUUCGGCUCCGUCGAGUCAGAGGAAGUGAGGAUCAGGGAGAGGAAGGACAACGUCAGCGAAAACAUGGUGAGGUGGCGGAGUGUCGCAUCCGAUGGCGACGAGAAACGGGAGGCAGCGAAGGAGUCAAACGCGCGAUUCGUACAAUGGUCGGAUGGUUCCCUGACGCUUCAUGUCGGAGAGACUGUCUUGCAAGUGAAGAAGGAGCCGUUGAAACAAGUUGGUCUAGUUCGGAACAUUUUUGCGCACCUGACAACAACCGAAACAGACGAGCGACUUGCCAUCGUCGAGGCUCACGGAGUGAUGCAAAAUCGACUUGUCUGCGUUCCGUUUACCAAAUCAGCGGCAACGAAACAGAUCUUUCGCAGUCUUUCCAAGAUGGCGAACGUGAAGGUCGACAAGUCGGACCUCUUGAUCAAGAAGCAGAUCGACGAGAACGAGCAGAAAGCUCUGCUCGGGCAGAAGGAGACGAUGCGUAUCCGCCAGCAGUCGAGGAGAGAAGGCCUGAACCGACGACGCGGAGCGAACGCGGAGAUGACUGAAGAGUUCCUGGAGUCCGAGGACGUGGGAGGAAUGGUCCGCGCGUUCCGAAGCAACAAGAGGAAGGCAACGAACCCGGAGGCGCUACAGCGUGCGAAAGCUAGCUCGAGCAAGCGAGCUCGCUCGGAUUCUGAAUCAGAGGAGAGCAUGAGCAGUAGCAGCUCGAGCUCCAGCGACGGCGCUCGAGGACGCGCCGCCCCCUCCUCUUCCUCCUCCUCCAGCGACGAGGAGCCGGUAGCAGUGAAGAAGACAAGCGCGUCGAAGAAGAGCCUCGAGGACAGUGAGGAUAGCUCUUGA
Messenger RNA from Guillardia theta CCMP2712, 1836 nucleotides. RefSeq lists its product as hypothetical. Bases 1 to 1836 code for a protein of 611 amino acids. The record is from RefSeq and is a predicted model, not a curated record. NCBI's taxonomy places the organism in Eukaryota, Cryptophyceae, Pyrenomonadales, Geminigeraceae. Gene Ontology annotation, molecular function: RNA polymerase II C-terminal domain phosphoserine binding. Gene Ontology annotation, cellular component: nucleus; Cdc73/Paf1 complex. Gene Ontology annotation, biological process: positive regulation of transcription elongation by RNA polymerase II; transcription elongation by RNA polymerase II. The transcript has 29 exons.